Messenger RNA from Cucumis melo (muskmelon), 1163 nucleotides. Its product is annotated as xanthoxin dehydrogenase. Gene Ontology annotation, biological process: abscisic acid biosynthetic process. NCBI's taxonomy places the organism in Eukaryota, Viridiplantae, Streptophyta, Magnoliopsida, Cucurbitales, Cucurbitaceae. The record is from RefSeq and is a predicted model, not a curated record. The transcript has 2 exons. Gene Ontology annotation, cellular component: cytosol. The coding region runs from base 142 to 984 and encodes 280 amino acids. Gene Ontology annotation, molecular function: xanthoxin dehydrogenase (NAD+) activity.
AUCCAAUAGUGUGUGUGGGCAUCAAAGUUCAAACCAUGUGCAAACUGGCGUUUCCUGCCAUAUAGACAAAAAGCACAAAUAAAACACACAGUUUGUUCACUUUGCAUUUCUCUGAAGAACAACAAAUAAAACAGAGCAACAAUGGCCACUCCUCCAAUUUCUUCUCUCGUUUCUCAAAGGUUAUUAGGGAAAGUGGCAUUUGUCACUGGUGGAGCCUCCGGCAUUGGAGAGGGCAUUGUGCGCCUCUUCCACAGACAUGGUGCAAAGGUUUGUUUCGUCGAUGUGCAGGACGAGCUCGGUUAUCGUCUCCUAGAAAGCCUCGGCGGUGACAAAGACCCAAACAUUUUUUAUUCUCACUGUGAUGUCACUGUGGAAGACGACCUUCGUCGUGCAGUUGACUUGACAGUGACUAGAUUUGGUACACUUGACAUAAUGGUGAACAAUGCUGGGAUCUCAGGCACGCCCUCAUCCGAUAUUCGCAAUGUCGAUAUAUCGGAGUUCGAGAAGGUGUUUGAUAUAAAUGUGAAGGCUGUUUUCAUGGGAAUGAAGUAUGCUGCCAGUGUAAUGAUUCCGCGGAAGCAAGGAUCGAUCAUAUCGCUCGGCAGCGUUGGUAGCGUCAUAGGAGGAAUAGGGCCACAUCAUUAUGUAGGCUCGAAGCACGCAGUAGUGGGGCUUACAAGAAGCGUUGCAGCCGAGCUCGGGCAACAUGGAAUUCGUGUAAAUUGUGUCUCUCCUUAUGCGGUUCCAACGAAUUUGGCUGUAGCUCACUUGCCUGAAGAUGAGAGAACUGAGGAUGUAUUUACAGGUUUUCGUGAGUUUGCCAAAAAGAAUGCAAAUUUGCAAGGAGUGGAACUUACAGUUGAAGAUGUUGCAAAUGCUGUCUUGUUCUUGGCUAGCGAGGAUGCUCGAUACAUCAGUGGAGACAAUCUCCUCGUCGAUGGUGGCUUCACCCGUGUAAAUCACUCGCUUCGUGUUUUCAGAUGAUCGACAUAGCAGUCGGUCUUCAACAUAUUCAAAAAUAAUAAACGACAACUGCUUGAGUCUAUACUAUAUAUGGGACUAUCUACUUUACAUAUAUUUACAAUCCUAUAUGUUUUCUUCACAACCAAAUUCAAGUCUAAGGAGUGUGUAAACUAGCCCCAAUAAAAGAAUAACUUUGAAUA